This is a messenger RNA of Macrosteles quadrilineatus (aster leafhopper), 943 nucleotides long. RefSeq lists its product as uncharacterized. The coding region runs from base 92 to 943 and encodes 283 amino acids. Lineage: Eukaryota; Metazoa; Arthropoda; Insecta; Hemiptera; Cicadellidae. The record is from RefSeq and is a predicted model, not a curated record. The transcript has 5 exons.
AGCAGAUCGACGGUCGUCCCCUCCUCUGACCCAGUGGCCCGGAUGGAGGCGGCCGUAGUGCUCCGCCAGUCUACACUCGACCGUCCUUGCCAUGGUGUCUACCGGAGUACUCGUCCUAGCCGGGGUCGCCGUCCUGGCAACGCUCGGAGGAGUUCGCGCCCAGGCUGGCAUCUCAGAUAUAUUCUCCUGGGGCCUGGACUACAUAGAUCCAGAAGCCAAAAGUGGGGAGAAGGAAGAAAGCACUUCCUCGCUGGCCUCUAGAGAGUGCAAAUGUGAGGGGAUGAUCUGCAAUUGCUGUGUAAACUUCAACGUCACCUUCAUAGACUUGGGAGGUCCAGGUUGUGUGAAGUUGAAGUAUCUGUCUCAAACUGAUGGUCUGAUGAUGAACGUCUCGUAUGGAGACAGUGUGCUCCACAGCGAACAAGUCAAAGCCUCCAACCCAGAGCCAUCCUGCAUCGACCUCCUGUCGGACCUUGCCCAGGUUUGCGCCAGGUUUACAGAGUUGGUCCCAGAGGGCGACGGCCUACGAGGUUGUGUCGUCAUGGAACCCACCCUCCUGGGUGACGUCCAGACCCAGUAUCCCGUGGGAUGCUACAAGAUGGGUCCAACUGGGAUGAGCGAGGAUACAACAAGGGAGCCUGUACUCAGCUCGAGUGAGGAACAGUCCAACGAGGAGUCGGCUGAAGGAGAAGGAACAACUGACAAACCAGACUCUGAGGAAGCUCUGAUCAACGCUGUCAACGAAAGUGCUGAGGAAGGAAUAGCCUGGUUGACCGGAUUGUUGGGUCUCAACUUCGGCAGCGGUAACAAAAAGCCUGCUGAGUCUACUGACGCCACUACCCCCAAUGCCGCCCCCAAUGCCGCCCCCAACGCUGCCCCCGCGCAGAAGGCCGCUCCUGCACCUCCACAGAGGCAACGUAGCCUCAAUGCUAUCCCUGUGUAA